Molecule: messenger RNA, 754 nt
Organism: Penaeus indicus
Lineage: Eukaryota; Metazoa; Arthropoda; Malacostraca; Decapoda; Penaeidae
Exons: 5
Coding region: 97-666 (189 amino acids)
Biological process (GO): small GTPase-mediated signal transduction
Molecular function (GO): GTPase activity; GTP binding
Source: RefSeq, a predicted model, not a curated record
CUCACACCCGCAGUCUGUCCUGGCUGGCACACGUUAUAACAUUAAGACCUGUGAUAUAAUUCUUACUACUAUAAAUUUGAACCACAUUUUAAGGCGAUGACGAGUGAGAGUUUGUUCAUCGCGUUGCUGGGUGACGGUUCCGUGGGGAAGACCUGCCUCUUAACCACUUAUAUACAGGGCGACUUCCCCACCGUGUACAUGCCCACCGUGUUCGAGAGCUACGUCGAGGCCAACAAGUUCCGCGACGAGUUCUUCGACUUCAGUUUCUCCAUCAUGGACACGGCUGGCCAGGAAGACUACACCCAUUUCCGCCACCUAAUCUACCCGAAGGCCAGUGUGUUCAUCCUGUGUUACAGCGUAGAUAACAUCGUCUCCUUCAACCGGGUGCUGUCCUUCUGGCUCCCCGAUGUUACGCACAACGGGGGCGAGAAAAAGCCCGUUGUUUUAGUUGGCCUUAAGACAGACCUCCGGCGCGGCAAGAGUGACGACGAGGUGGUUACGACGGCGCAGGGGAAGGAACUGGCUCGCAAGAUCGGGGCUGAGGAGUUCUUCGAGUGCUCCGCCCGCACCCAAAGCGGCCUCAACGGCGUGUUCCGGGCGGCGGCAAAGGCGGCGGUCGCCUACCACAAGAGGAAGACCAGAAAGAGACCCUGCGUUAUCGUCUGAGCCGAGAGGCCUGUUUGGAGAUGUGCUUGUGUACGGGUGUCCUCUGCAUUUGUAAAUAUUAUGUAAUAGUCUGUGUUUGUGUGUGUGU